Messenger RNA from Acromyrmex echinatior (Panamanian leafcutter ant), 1551 nucleotides. RefSeq lists its product as hypothetical. The record is from RefSeq and is a predicted model, not a curated record. Lineage: Eukaryota; Metazoa; Arthropoda; Insecta; Hymenoptera; Formicidae.
UUAUCUCACCCUCGUUUUGGGGGUGCGCGGAUGUAGCAGUGUAUGGGAAGCACGCGCGAGAUGAUACGUUUCUCUCUUUCAUGGAGCAUUGAUCGGAUCCUGCGCAUUCGGGAGAGGCUGGCCAUAUUACCCCCGCGAUCCUUCUGAUCCCUUCAACACCGUGUUCCCGCUGCUAGUCGAUGCCGCGGUCGACGUAUUCGUCGUGAUUUUCACCUGGAAAGCCGCGGUGUAGAUCUUAGAUAAGUAACUAUUUCAUCAUGCGGCUUCACAAUCCGGAUAGUUAGAUAUAAUUUCGCGCCCUCGUUUCAAUUCUUCUCCGCUCUUUUUUUUUUCUUCACCUCUUCAUGAAGCUUCGUUUGCAUCUGAAUCUCGGUCGGGUUUAGUUUAUUUCUACACUGUGUGAGGCUUCCGAUCAUUAGGGAUUUCCCUGGAGGAACAUCCGAAACAGGUGUCGGACUCGCCAUUUGUCACUGUAUUUAGUUUAUGUACGGGACUACAUCUAUAAGAAAUUAAACAUAUUGCCGUAGAGGCAACAGAGAAAAAUGGCGAAUUUCCGUGGAUUUUAUAUACCUUCUUUUGGUGCAACGGUCAACGUCGCCUGGGAGACUUUGAAGGCCAUAUGGCCAGAGAACAGUCCGUGCAUGGAGUUAAUUCGUGGCAGCGGCGCCGGCGGCAUAGGUCAGGACCAUCCUCAAGGCCGAUCCGGUCAGAGUCAAUUCAAAUCCUUCGACGAAGGUCAUGAUAACACUGAGAUGAUGACCAUGAACGGGGAUCAGGCAUAUCGAGAUCAGAACAACGUGGGGAUCGCUGAGGACUCCUUCAGUUAUCAGAGAAAUGGGGACAAAAUUAGAACUGGAAGCAUGAGCAGCGGAGAAUUUAGCGAGUACGACGAGGGUGGCGGAGAGUUCGGAGCGGGUGUCAAGAUUAACGAAUGGCAAGCUGCUUGGAAUGUUACAAAUGCCAUUCAGGUACUGCAGGAUCAAAGGAGUUUCUGGUAGCCAUCACUCAAAGAAAAACAUAAUGGUAGCGAUAUAAAAGUGACAAUUAUAUAUGUUUUAUUUGAAGAAUUAAUAUAUUUUUAGAAGGGGAAUACUAGAUUACAAAGCUGAUUAAACCAUUUUGUAUUUAUUAUAUAUUGCAACUAUAAAAAGAUGUAUUUAACUAUACAUAUAUAGGUCAUUUCACGUCAACUCGAUCACUCUCUACUCAAAACUGUACUCAAUUAAAUGUAACUUGUAGGAUAUUAAAAUUUAGGUUGAAACUUCUUCUUCUUUUCAAUGUUAUGUGGCGAUUUUGAAAAGUAUCAUAUAAUGACCUUGAUUUUGACUUUGAUCUGUUAAAUAGAAAAAGUAAUGUUUUUCAUUACUUCAAUCUCCACUAUUUUUUUUUUAAAUAAAGUACAAUAUCAUUUUCAAUGUAAUUUUACUAUAGUAUGCUGAAUCCAAAUCUGAAAUUAAAAUUAACCAAUAAUAUUCGUCAAAUCCUGAUGGUACAAUUUUUCAUUAUUACAAUUUGUAAUUCAUUACAAAAAAGCGAUCGUGUUAUAAUAAA